Messenger RNA from Thalassophryne amazonica, 1155 nucleotides. RefSeq names its product proteinase-activated receptor 1-like. Lineage: Eukaryota; Metazoa; Chordata; Actinopteri; Batrachoidiformes; Batrachoididae. Gene Ontology annotation, molecular function: thrombin-activated receptor activity. The record is from RefSeq and is a predicted model, not a curated record. Gene Ontology annotation, cellular component: membrane. Gene Ontology annotation, biological process: phospholipase C-activating G protein-coupled receptor signaling pathway; thrombin-activated receptor signaling pathway; positive regulation of blood coagulation.
AUGCCGGGGUUUCCCUGCAGCAUUGACACCAUUUCAAGCAGAACCUUCGAGUAUACACUUGACACUGAACCUGAUACUGACAAUCACACUGACAAUCACACCAACAAUCACACUGACAUCAGUAAGAAGAUACGGCCAAAGGUGGGGAAGAUACUGUCAGAUGAGGCCGUGCUGUUUCUCACUGGUCCUCUGUCCACCAUCUUCAUUCCAUCUUUCUACACAGUUGUCUGCCUCCUCAGUGUCCCUCUCAAUGCCAUCGCCAUAGUAACCUUCGCUCUGCAGAUCAAGCCCAAGAAACCAGCAGUGGUCUACAUGUUGAAUCUGGCCUGUGCUGACCUGCUCUUCGUCAUGCUGCUACCUUUCAAAUCUUCACCAUUUAAUGGCAACAACUGGACACUCGGUCCCUCUGUUAUGCCGCGUGGUCACGGCAGCUUCUACUGUAACAUGUACUGCUCCAUCCUCCUCAUAACCUGCAUCAGUGUGGACCGCCUGCUGGCUGUCGUCUAUCCCAUUGAAUCUCUGUCUUGGAGGCGUCCACAGGUUGCCAUCACAGCCUGUGUGUUCAUGUGGGUGUUGGCCUUGGCGGGCUCGGUGCCCCUCGUCCUCUCAGAGCAAACUGUUGAUUUACCAGAUUUGGGCAUCAUCACUUGCCACAAUAUCCAGCGUGUGGAUGAGAACCGAUGGUACUAUAAGAUCUACUUUAUCACCAUCUGCUGCACCUCGUUCUUCCUGCCUCUGCUCAUCACAGCAGCUUCCUACACUCGAGUCAUCUGGACGCUAAGCAGGGUCCCACAUGGAGUUGAAGGACGCUCACGCAGAAAGACAAGAGCCCUGGUGUUGGCUUUAACAGUGCUGGUGAUAUUUGUGCUCUGUUUCACCCCAACAAACUGUCUCCUGCUGGUGCACUACCUGCACUUUACUGAUGGUGAGAGUGCAGUCGGCUCUGAGGCACGUGCCAGAACCUAUGCAGCAUAUCUGGUCUGCAUGUGUUUGGGAAGUCUGAACUGUUGCCUGGACCCGCUGGUUUACUACUUUGGAUCGUCCCAGUUUCAAAGAAAAGUGUCUAGUGCACUGAGAUGUCAGAAGGUUUCAGAGAUGUCUUCAUCCAGAUCCACUAGCAGAACAUUCUCAAGACCAACAGCCAAAAUUUCCUAA